This is a messenger RNA of Pocillopora verrucosa, 1095 nucleotides long. NCBI's taxonomy places the organism in Eukaryota, Metazoa, Cnidaria, Anthozoa, Scleractinia, Pocilloporidae. The record is from RefSeq and is a predicted model, not a curated record.
GCACACGUAAAUUCGCUUCGUUGAUUUCAGUUUUCGAUCUAAAUCCUUAUACUUCAGCAGUCUCAAUUUUCCAGUGGCGAUCAGGGUAAUUUUACACUCUUCAAAGUUUGUAUCUAAAUCUGUAACAGUCCAACUGACCAUAAACGCUAGUGUUCUUUAAUCAUAGAAAACUCUGAGCAAGAUAAUAAUAAUGCUGAUUGAAGAACUUUCUCACGAUACGUUCAAGCAACUGUGUACCUCCUUAAAUGAUGGACUCGGCACUGGCUACAUAGCUCUAAUGAUGAAGGGCUUUCCUGACCUUUAUUCCCACGUGGAUGUAACUGAGAUUAAGAGGUUUAGGAAUCCAGCUGAAAAAUUACUCUGCGACCUAAGCAAUCGGCAAAUAACAGUGGAAAGGCUCCUAAGAGGUGUGGAAGGAAUUGGAAACAGAAAGGCCACAAAAAUUAUAAUGGAAGAUGUCAUGAAAAGAGGGGAAACUCUUAACUUGCUGGAGGAUUAUCAAUUUUCUCCACGCCACUCCACUGGACAGCCACAGGAGCACAGCGAUGAUGCAUUAGUGGAAGACUGCUCACCUGCUAUACCCUACCAGUAAACAAGCCAAAACAUACAGAGCUCCUGUUCAGGAAACAGUAUUUAAUCCUUUGCAUCAGAGAAAUGAAGAUUCUAUCAUUUAGGAAAGGAUGAUGUUUUCUCAUAAGGGAACACAUCUUUGUAGUGUUAAACAUAUGAAAAUGAUAUAACUUAAGUGCUGGUAGUAAAAUUUUUUAGAGGCAAAGGUGUAGGAUAGUCUUAACAGAGUAGGUGAUCAGCUUUUGAAAAGUUAUUUCGGGUUAAGGGGUCUUUUUUAGCAAGUAUGGAUGUUUCAUUUAUUUUCCCAAUUGUUUUCGUUGUUGUUGAAAUUUCAGAUGUCUUAAAUAGAGAAUAAUACAUUGGCGCGCGUAGAUAUGGAAUUUCUCUUUGUGUUGUGAUUUGUGUAACAAUAGCACCUCACACCAGUUAGUUCUUAAGCAAGUACCUCGUACAGCUUUUACGGUUACUACUUUAGCUUUUACUGUGGCGUGAUGUAUGUUAGAGUGCUCUACGAAUAAAAGUCUA